AUGGCCGGAAUGUUCAAUACUUUUCUCACAAACAAGCCAUUUGUAGCUUCAAGAUGCUACAAGUACUUUCUUUCUUCCACGAGGUCACGCUCCCACUCGUUUCGCCCCCUCCUCUCCAGCCAGAGGAGACAUAUAUUCAGCUUCCCAUCCAUUCGGCGAGUGACAGAGACCAACACUGGGAAACAUAAUGACGCCUCGGAAUAUGGAUCAAAACCUAUGGUGCAGCUGGUACAUGCUCUGGAGCAGCAGUCGCGGCCUCCGCCUCCUUUCAUUCUCGCGACGGGAUUCAUGCGGUUUAUAGAUAAACGACUCGGUCAAGUUACUUUGACACGUUAUCAGGCGGAGCUCCUUCUGCGCACCUUUCAGCAUCUUUUGAGUGUCCCUUCAAAGGAUCCCCAGGGUUCUUUACGAGAAUUUCUGGAACUGGAAAACUUUGAAUAUACGUUAGAAGCACUGGCACGAGCAGAUUUCACUCCAGAUGCUGCCGAGCUGGUUAAUGACUUGGCAAGGAUUGCCAUGGGCCACAUACGUAGAAUACGUGAGAGGACACCAGAGUUAACACCGGAGCCUGAUUUCGAGGUGUUCAAGUCGUACAUCACAGUUCUCUCAUCCACCGGAUUUUCUGCCGAUGCAUUAAAGCUCACCAUUACCUACUGGAAAACCACGCCGGAUCUGAGCAAUGGAUUGUCACUUUGGGCUAAUAUCAUGAAAGGAUUUGCGAAAGAAGGCAGGCGUCUAGGUGCUGAGCAAAAUACCCCGUCAAAAGUCACAAUGGUGUUGGAAAAAAUGAAGGAGUGCGGUAUCACAUUGGAUACGCAGCGACAGGAGCAGUUGAUCUCCAUGCUAGCAGACAGCAACUAUUUCCACGCGAUUAAGACUGUGGCUGAACUCCCUAUUGAAAAGUCAACGGCUACAAACGUACAUUUGCUCAAGUUCGCGCUGCGGCAUGCUAUGUACUCGUGGGCAGCAACGAUAGUGGGCUCAUUUCCGUCAUACCCAACCCCAGAAACCAGAGACGCACUACUCCUCUUUUCCUUCUUGAGGGGACGCUCUUCAGAUUCAGUCUGUAAACAGCUUGAUGAAAUGACUGCAAAAAACCCAGAGAUACGAACUACCAUGUCAAUUGACAUGAUCAACAUGAUAAUCGAAUAUGCAAACCUGCACAAACAGGCAAUUAUUGCCCAGCAAGCUAUCCAAGUGGCACAGAUUUGGAAUUUAACUCCUAACGCUCGAACAUUUGUUCUACAGAUACACUCACUGGUCUAUUCUGGACAAAUUAACGAAGCUGCAGAAUUGUUCCAAUCACUCAGUCCGGACGUGGAAUUUGAUCUAUCCGACGUUGAUUUCUUGAACGACUUUAUCAAACAACUCUGUUUGGUGGAGAAUUCCUCAAUCGAUUUUGAUACCGUCAACACGCUUGUGGAUAUAUUGCAGGGUGUGGGCGGCCGGUUUGACCCAAUGACCCUCAGCACUCUUUGCAAAUCACUGCUUCACCGAGGUGACUUAGAGGGUGUGUCAACUUUACUCCGACCAAUAAUUGAUACUUUCGAUCCCUUGGAGCUUCAAAAGAUCAGAUUGCCUUUCCUUGACUAUAUCAAAGAUAUGGAUCAAACCGUGGACAGUGCAUGGGAGGUAUAUGAACUUUUGAACCUAGCUAUACCAACAACGCCUGUUUCGACAAGGACGAUGAUCAUGAAUAUCUUUUUCGAGCGCCAGAGACCUGACCUUGCCUGUCUAGUCUUCGGUCAUAUGCGACAAAAGGGUGACCCUAAUAUCCGACCAAAUUCUUACACCUAUGCCCGCUGCUUCCAAGGAAUUGCAAAGUGCGCGGACUCAGCCAGUUUACAAUUAGUUCACAAUAUGCUAAAACUUGAUCUCCAAGUUGCUCCAACAACCAAAAUCCGCAACAGUUUGAUGCUGGCCUAUGCUGCAUGCGGGCUAGCAGAUCAAGCAAUGAGAAUUUUCAGGGACAUACUUCACUCAGAAGAAGGUCCUUCCGAACGAACACUAGUUAUAUUUUUCAGGGUCUGCGAAUCAUACGGCAACGGUCGUGAAGAGGCGACUAAAAUGAUGGAGAAACUGAAAUCCAUGGAUAUAUUAAUCAAUGAUGAAGUUUAUAAUGCAUACGUUGGUGCUCUUGGCGGCCAUUGUGAGCUGGAACUCGCAGUCCAAGCCAUCAAGCAAAUGGAGUCACAGACUGGCUCCGCACCAACUACACUCACGCUUGUAAAUCUCUACAACUCAUUACCAUACCAAUUCUGGAAAGAUCAGGCCGAAGAGUGGGCGCAAGUCGCGUAUCCUGAACUAUGGAAAACAAUAGGACAAUCCGGGCGAACAACAGACGAAGACGUUCACUUGCAAUUUUUCCUUGCACCUAGAGCAACUACUACACUCACCCUGUCUCAGCCACAUAGAGGCCUGCCAUCCGAUCAAAAUACAGGAACAUCGAUGCUUCCACCAUCGCUCGAAAAUCCAGACCAGCCAAAAGCCAAAAUUUUAAACAUGGAUGAUCCCUCCAGUGGGAUUCAAGCAGAUGUUUUGGCUUCACGGCUAUGA
Messenger RNA from Trichophyton benhamiae CBS 112371, 2556 nucleotides. RefSeq names its product mitochondrial respiratory complex I chaperone (Cia84), putative. Bases 1 to 2556 code for a protein of 851 amino acids. The record is from RefSeq and is a predicted model, not a curated record. Lineage: Eukaryota; Fungi; Ascomycota; Eurotiomycetes; Onygenales; Arthrodermataceae. Gene Ontology annotation, molecular function: protein binding. The transcript is spliced from 3 exons.